GCGUUCACAUAUGGCGCCUACGCCAUGCCGGAUCGUUGGGUCAACAGCCUGGGGCAUCACUGCUUUGUCCCCAUGGCUGCCAUAAAUUCUUUGAUCUGCACCAGCCUUUCUUGCUAUUCUCGGUUCCUAGAGCUGGGGUGGCCCCGCUGGAGUAAGACUGUCCGGACAGCUGCCUUCGUCUACCCGUUCUUCUUCGACAACAUCCCACUCUUCUUCAGGCUUUUGUUCUGUUUUGGCGAUGAUUGUACGUGGAACGACUCCGUGGCUAGUUAUUUCUACCACCUGUUCUUUGCCCUGCUCACUGGCUUCCUUUUCGCGUCGCAUCUGCCGGAACGGCUGGCUCCCGGUCGCUUCGAUUUCAUCGGCCAUAGCCACCAGCUGUUCCACAUCUGUGCCGUGGUGGGCACUCAUUUCCAGUUGGAAGCCAUCCUGGGCGACAUGAACUCUCGGCGGGCAUGGCUGAGCGCCCACAGCCCGCCGGCCACAUUCACCCGUACUUUCGUCAUUCUGGGUGCCACCUUGGUGGGCAACCUCCUCCUCUUUGCUGCCUUCACUGUGGCCCUCUUCCGCUUACCAGGUUCCAUCCGGAUCCUGCAGGGCAGCCUUCUCGAGCCGGAGGGACCCAAGGAGAAGUAGCUGCUGGGGGGGACGACCCCCACCACGGUGGCAUGUCUGGACUGGCGGGCCCUGCCAACUCACUGGUGAUGCCUUCAUACCUGAAGAUCGCCUGGGCGUGGAGGGAAAUGGAGCCCUGGGGGAGAAGGGGCCUAAAUGGAGCAGAAUGUUGGACUCCAUUGUCAUCGUAAGUCGAGGACUAACUGUGACUGUAUUUCCCUGUGUUGGUGGCGAAGGCCUGACAAGCAGGAGAGAAGGCGGGCUCCAAUUUUGCCGGGCAAGGGGGUGUUGAGUUCAGUUCCUGCCCAGUUCAAUAAUUCCAGGCUAAAGUUAGGGU
This is a messenger RNA of Notechis scutatus (mainland tiger snake), 952 nucleotides long. NCBI's taxonomy places the organism in Eukaryota, Metazoa, Chordata, Lepidosauria, Squamata, Elapidae. The record is from RefSeq and is a predicted model, not a curated record.